Messenger RNA from Meyerozyma guilliermondii ATCC 6260, 603 nucleotides. RefSeq names its product aurora kinase (gene IPL1). NCBI's taxonomy places the organism in Eukaryota, Fungi, Ascomycota, Pichiomycetes, Serinales, Debaryomycetaceae. The transcript has a single exon. Gene Ontology annotation, molecular function: ATP binding; protein kinase activity. Gene Ontology annotation, cellular component: spindle microtubule; spindle midzone; chromosome passenger complex. The coding region runs from base 1 to 603 and encodes 200 amino acids. The record is from RefSeq and is a predicted model, not a curated record. Gene Ontology annotation, biological process: mitotic spindle organization; protein phosphorylation; regulation of cytokinesis.
AUGGGUACUUUUACGACGAUAAAAAAUGUCUAUCUCAUCUUGGAGUAUGCCGUUUAUGGUGAGCUCUACCAUCAUCUCAAGUCCAGUCGCCGAUUUGGCGAUACCACCGCUUCAUAUUACAUCUACCAGGUGGCUGUGGCAUUGAGUUAUUUGCAUUCAAAACAUAUUAUUCAUCGAGAUAUCAAGCCGGAAAAUAUCCUCUUGUCUCUCAACAACUCGCUCAAAUUAAGUGAUUUUGGCUGGUCCGUCAAGCAUCGUCCUUCCACACCUUCUUCACGUCGAACCACCGUUUGCGGCACCUUGGACUAUCUUCCUCCAGAAAUGAUCGAUACCAAGGAACACGACUACCUGGUUGAUAUAUGGGCAUUGGGGAUUCUUUGCUACGAGUUUUUGACGGGUAAGCCACCUUUUGAAGAGCAUGAUAAAAACACCACAUAUAAAAGAAUCUGCCAAGUUGAUCUCCACAUUCCUAGCUAUAUCAGUCCUGAAGCAGCCGACUUGAUUAUCCGUCUUUUACAGAAGAACCCACGCCAGCGGAUCAGUCUUGCCGAAGUGAUAGUGCAUCCAUGGAUUGUAAAGAAUCGGCCCCAUUGGAACAACUAA